This is a messenger RNA of Aspergillus oryzae RIB40, 2199 nucleotides long. RefSeq lists its product as uncharacterized. Bases 1 to 2199 code for a protein of 732 amino acids. Gene Ontology annotation, molecular function: protein-membrane adaptor activity. Gene Ontology annotation, cellular component: meiotic nuclear membrane microtubule tethering complex; nuclear envelope. The transcript has a single exon. Gene Ontology annotation, biological process: nuclear envelope organization. Lineage: Eukaryota; Fungi; Ascomycota; Eurotiomycetes; Eurotiales; Aspergillaceae. The record is from RefSeq and is a predicted model, not a curated record.
AUGCCUCCCAAGCGCGCUUCUACUCGGCGUGCAGGAGCUGUGACUCGGACCUCUGAACGUGGGACUCCUUCGUACAUCCCUAACAUGUCAAGUCCAGAUGCGAGGAAUCCUGCCUUGCCUGAUAUACCGACCAAGCAAUCAUUCGCCUAUGGUUCAUCAACAACACCAAUUCUUCCCCGUGAGCUUUCGGCGAAGCCGAGGAUGAAUCUGGCUGAAAUGGCCACCAAUAUUGAUGAAGGCCGCAGAGUCGCCCAAGAUCGAGACUUUGAUAGACCGCACAUGAACACACGUUCGCGAAGACAAUCUAUUUCUGCAAGCUUAUCCCCUGUUCGGCGAAGUCGGCGUGAGCCAACUCCAGAUCAGCUGCAGCUGCUCGAUUCGUUACGCGAAGCCACUAUGUCCCCUAAUCCUAAUGGUCAAGACCAUGCAGAGCAAUCUACUCCGACUCCUACUCCUCCUAUUCCACAUACUCUGUCCACAGCAUCCAGUCCGGCUACCGAAUCUCUUACGAACCCCAAAUACCCUGUCUUGACUACUGACCAACUUUACCCGUCUCCACUUCUGCGAUAUGGGUCACCUGCCCGUAAUGCAAUCUCAUUGAGCUCACCCAACUUUGCAACCUCUAUCGACAAUGAAUCAGUCGUCUCAUGGAACGUAGAACGUGAUAUCCAUGAAGAUGACCUGCAACGGACACGUCCGAAUGGGUAUCUUGAUGGACCGCAUGGAAAGAACAUUACAGCCCCUCCCCGCCGGUUUUCAGGCUUCGCAUUUGCCCAAGAGCCUAUUGAGGAACUCGACGAACCGACUACCCAGCUCUCUAUAACUAAAUCACGUUCUCCUGAGGCUGUCGCAGCCGAUAUUCAGCCUAAACCUGAACCGCUGUCAGAGCCUGAAAUGGUGCCGUCGCCCGAGUCCACGCCUUCGCCUGAACCAGAACCAGAGCCUGAGAGGGAGCCUGAACCUGAACCUGAGCGCGAGCCUGAGCGCCAGCCCACGCCCCCUCGUGCUCCCGCUCUAGCGCCCAGAACCGCAUCAAAACCUGAGCUUUCUUCAGCUCCCACUAGGACGAUCAUUCCCAGCAAUCCUAUCCGGGAGGCUUCAUUCGACGAGAGCACGCACGAGAGCACGUCCCCGUUACGAGAACGUGUCAAGAGCAAUGUGCGCUCAGUGGGAAAUGCAGCAGUUGGUUUACAGAAAGGCUUGCCUAUCAAACCGGUCUCUCUGGUGGUACUAGCAGUAGUAUCUAUUCUCACAGCAUGCUUUUUUGGCGACCAAAUCUCCAGCAUUUCUUCCAGUAUCGGCUCGCGUCUUCCGUUAUACGGAAGCCCCUUUCGUGAUUUGAACGCAACUGCAUUACAAGCAGUCCAUGGUCUUUCUAACCAAGUGGUCCGCCUUGGAGAGGAAGUGUCCUCGCUUUCUAAGGAGGUUGAUGUCAUUAAAUCCGAGGUUGAACAUAUACCUGCCCCUUCCACUAUUGUUCAACCAAUACCAGCUCAGGAGACUCCGAAAACCAAUUUUCUAUCUAUAGGCAUGGGCGUUCUUGUCGACCCGUACAACACUAGCCCCACAUCUGGGCGGUCUGCGGGUUUCCUGCAGAAACUCCACUCUCGAUUUUUGCCCUCAAGCUCGCAGCAACAGCCGGAGCCUCCGCUUGCAGCUUUGACACCUUGGCAGGACGUGGGAGAAUGUUGGUGUAGCAAGCCUCGCUCUGGGAUGUCUCAGCUUGCACUGCACUUGGGACGUGAAAUCGUACCAGAGGAGGUGGUUAUAGAACACAUACCGAAGGGGGCAAGCAUUAGGCCAGAAGUUGCACCUCGGGAUAUGGAGCUAUGGGCUCAAUUCCAGAUCGUCGAUGAAUCAAACCCUGACUCGCCUCCUUCUCCCAAUCCCUCGCGCACCUCCGGGAUAUUGUCUGAAGAGCUUUCUCUGCACAACCACAUCAUAGAUACCCUGCGGUUGGCAUACAAAGAUGAACCCGAGGGUGCAUACUCGAACGACGAACUCCUGGGACCUUCGUUCUAUCGCGUCGGACAGUGGACUUACGAUCUCCAUGCCUCGAACCAUAUCCAGAAGUUUGAGUUAGAUGCUAUCAUUGAUGUUCCAGCGAUCCGGGUAAACAAAGUGGCCUUCCGGGUCAAGUCGAACUGGGGUGGAAACGAUACAUGUCUGUAUCGGUUGAAACUAUAUGGCCACAUAUAG